ACUACAACAUUUUGGAUUUAGUAGCAAAAUGAUUUCUAAUAUCUCCAAAUCCUGGUUUCUUAUAGGUCUUUUCACCUUAAGAGCCUCUGCAGCCUGUUCCAGUUACGGCGUAGAUUAUGUGAACGGUGGCACAUACGAUAUCGAUCCCUCUUCAAACGAUGACUUUACAUUUACGACUACGUUUCAAGGAUGUGAUCAAGAAUCAGUGCAGCCGGUCGUUGUAGAUCCUAGCUCCAUAGUACAUUCUUGUUCCAACAUAACCACAACACCUGCAGGGACGCAGGUAACUUCAACAUGCGAACUUAAAUACUCUGAGAUGACCACCGGUAUUUACAGGAUAGUUUUGACUGGAAAUACGAUUAGGUUUCAGAGGACCAUUGCCCUUAUUGUUGGCGUCCCAGAAGUGGUUACCGUCACAGCUACGCCUACAGUGGUAGUUGGCGUGACAAGCACUCCCGAGGCAACAACAAUAUACAAGACUAUUACGAAAACGCUAACUUCGACUUUACCACCUGCGACGGCGACGAUACCAUGCGACGGGACCACACAGACGGUGACCAUAACACCCACGGAACCAACAGUUACUAGCACAUCAUCAAUCACUCGCACUGUUACGGACGGGAAAGUCACGAGCUACUCGACAACCACGAUAACGAAGACAGCUUACUGCCACUAUCUAACGCCUCCUAAACCGGGUCCUGACCCGACGAUCUGCAUCGGACUCGCCUGCCUUCCAACCGUCGGCAUACCUAUAUCACCCGAGACAGCUGCCGCGACCGGCAACGCGAACGUAGUUGCUACCGCCGCUUCGGUAGCCGCCACCACCGUAACGGUCACCGAGACGACUUACACCGUCACGAGCACCAGCGUUACCACGGUCCCCCCAUCGACGACGACAGAGGACGUUUACCAAACGAUCAUCGCUACAGUAACACCCGCGCCGACAACGAAGUGCGACGACUCCAGGCCUCCGCGCACCGUGACUAUCACGCGGCCUUUCGCCACGUUCACGCAGACAGAUAUUGCGUACAUUACUACGCAUGUCGAAGCGACUGUUUGGGUUGGGCAAACCUCGUACAAGACGUCAACGAACAAAUCAAGCAAGACGUCCUGCUCGAGGAACGGAGGAUGGUACGGGGCAGAUGGGAUCAUGGCUGCCACGGCUACGGCGUGAGAGGCUACGUCUUACGAGGUUCAGGGGGCUCAGCGUCUGGAAAUAACCUCAUCAGGACUUUAUCGCAUUCUAGCGCUCGUAUGUAUUUAGGUGGUCCUCGAAUACAG
Messenger RNA from Daldinia caldariorum, 1281 nucleotides. RefSeq lists its product as uncharacterized. Bases 29 to 1174 code for a protein of 381 amino acids. NCBI's taxonomy places the organism in Eukaryota, Fungi, Ascomycota, Sordariomycetes, Xylariales, Hypoxylaceae. The record is from RefSeq and is a predicted model, not a curated record. The transcript is spliced from 8 exons.